CUCCCUGCAGGGCGGGGUCUGAUUGACUUCAAGAAGGAGUCAGAGAUCAGCUUAAGGGCAAAGGCUGGAAGCAGAGCGAACUGGGAGCAGAGCACACAGAGCAAUGGAGCGAGAGACGCCCGCCCUGGGCUGGGCCGUGGCUGCCAUCCUGAUGCUGCAGAUGGCCAUGGCGGAGCCCUCCCUGGGAACUCUGCACAGGAAGGCAGGGGUGUUUUCAGACCUGAGCAACCAAGAGCUGAAAGCAGUGCACAGCUUCCUCUGGUCCAAGAAGGAGCUGAGGCUGCAGCCCUCUAGGGCCCCCACCAUGACCAAGAACACUGUGUUUCUCAUCGAGAUGCUGCUGCCCAAGAAGCACCAUGUGCUGAGGUUUCUGGAUAAAGGCGAAAGGCAGCCUGUGCGGGAAGCCCGUGCCGUCAUCUUCUUUGGUGACCAGGAGCACCCAAAUAUCACUGAGUUUGCUGUGGGGCCCCUGCCAGGGCCCCGCUACCUGCGAGCACUGUCCCCCAGGCCUGGGCACCAGUCCUCCUGGGCAUCGAGGCCCGUCUCCACAGCAGAGUAUGCCCUCCUCAGCCACACCCUGCAGGAAGCCACCAAGCCCCUGCAUCAGUUCUUCCUCAAUACCACAGGCUUCUCAUUCCAAGACUGCCAUGACAGAUGCCUGGCCUUCACCGACGUGGCCCCCCGGGGCAUGGCUUCUGGCCAGCGCCGCAGUUGGCUCAUCAUACAGCGCUAUGUAGAAGGCUACUUUCUGCACCCCACUGGGCUGGAGCUCCUCGUGGAUCAUGGGAGCACAGAUGCCCGGCACUGGGCCGUGGAGCAGGUGUGGUACAACGGGAAGUUCUAUGGGAGCCCAGAGGAACUGGCUCGGAAGUAUGCAGAUGGAGAGGUGGACGUGGUGGUCCUGGAGGACCCACUGCCUAGGGGCAAGGGGCAUGAGAGCACAGAGGAGCCGCCCCUCUUCUCCUCCUACAAGCCCCGCGGGGACUUCCCCAGCCCCAUCCAUGUGAGCGGCCCCCGCUUUGUCCAGCCCCACGGCCCUCGCUUCAGGCUGGAGGGCAAUGCUGUGCUCUAUGGGGGUUGGAGCUUUGCCUUCCGGCUGCGCUCCUCCUCCGGGCUGCAGGUCCUGAACGUGCAGUUUGGUGGAGAGCGCAUUGCCUAUGAGGUCAGCGUGCAAGAGGCAGUGGCCCUGUAUGGAGGACACACACCUGCAGGCAUGCAGACCAAGUACCUCGAUGUGGGCUAUGGCCUGGGCAGCCUCACUCAUGAGUUAGCCCCCGGCAUCGACUGCCCGGAGACUGCCACCUACCUGGACACCUUCCACUACUAUGACAGCGAUGACCCGGUCCAUUAUCCCCGAGCCCUCUGCCUCUUUGAAAUGCCCACAGGGGUGCCCCUUCGGCGGCACUUUAAUUCCAACUUUAAAGGUGGCUUCAACUUCUAUGCCGGGCUGAAGGGCCAGGCGCUGGUGCUGCGGACAACUUCAACUGUCUACAAUUAUGAUUACAUUUGGGACUUCAUCUUCUACCCCAACGGGGUGAUGGAGGCCAAGAUGCAUGCCACUGGCUACGUCUACGCCACCUUCUACACUCCUGAGGGGCUGCGCCACGGCACUCGCCUGCACACCCACCUGAUUGGCAACAUACACACUCACUUGGUGCACUACCGCGUUGACCUGGAUGUAGCAGGCACCAAGAACAGCUUCCAGACACUACAGAUGAAGCUAGAAAAUAUCACCAACCCCUGGAGCCCGAGACACCGCGUUGUCCAGCCGACCGUGGAGCAGACGCGGUACUCCCGGGAGCGCCAGGCGGCCUUCCGCUUCAAAAGGAAGCUGCCCCGGUACCUGCUCUUUACCAGCCCCCAGGAGAACCCCUGGGGCCACAAGCGCAGCUACCGCCUGCAGAUCCACUCCAUGGCUGACCAGGUGCUGCCCCCAGGCUGGCAGGAGGAGCAGGCCAUCACCUGGGCAAGGUACCCCCUGGCAGUGACCAAGUACCGGGAGUCAGAGCUGUGCAGCAGCAGCAUCUACCACCAGAACGACCCCUGGGACCCGCCCGUGGUCUUUGAGAAGUUUCUUCACAACAAUGAGAACAUUGAAAAUGAGGACCUGGUGGCCUGGGUGACGGUGGGCUUCCUGCACAUCCCCCACUCAGAGGACAUUCCCAACACAGCCACACCUGGGAACUCCGUGGGCUUCCUGCUCCGGCCAUUCAACUUCUUCCCAGAGGACCCCUCCCUGGCAUCCAGAGACACUGUGAUCGUGUGGCCUCGGGACAACGGCCCCAACCACGUCCAGCGCUGGAUCCCUGAGGACAGGGACUGCUCGAUGCCUCCCCCUUUUAGCUACAAUGGGACCUACAGACCCGUGUGACCAGCCCCUGCCCCCAGUUCCUCCCAAGAAGCCCAGGAGCCUCACUGGGGCAGACAAUAAACCCUCAGAGCUUCA
Macaca mulatta (Rhesus monkey) is the source of this 2446-nucleotide messenger RNA. The record is from RefSeq and is a predicted model, not a curated record. NCBI's taxonomy places the organism in Eukaryota, Metazoa, Chordata, Mammalia, Primates, Cercopithecidae.